AUGAUCAGUGCCUCCAGAGCUCUUGCCCGGCUUACGCCCACUCUGCGGAACCUGUCCAAUGUUGUGAAGAAUGAUAAACUUGCACUGGCCCCCGUGGCCGGCUUCGGUGAACAGCGCCGACACGUAAAGACCUGGUAUCCAGACAAGGAGUACUUUAAGCAAUUCGAGGGUGAAGUCUUUCUGUUUCCCAAUGAUCCCGACAAUGAGAAGUUUGUCAUCUCACAAGAGGUGAAAAAGGAUGCCCCUGACACGCACUACCGAAACAUUGUGCUCAACUUUGGCCCUCAACAUCCAGCGGCUCACGGUGUGCUUCGGCUGGUGCUUGAACUUCGAGGCGAGUAUGUGGUUCGCGCCGAUCCUCACAUUGGCCUGCUUCAUCGAGGAACGGAGAAGCUGAUGGAAUACAAAACGUACACCCAGGCACUUCCUUACAUGGAUCGUCUUGAUUACGUCUCCAUGAUGUCCAACGAAGAAUGCUACUCUCUGGCCAUCGAGCGACUGCUCAAUAUCGAGGCGCCUAAACGAGCUCAGUACAUUCGAGUUCUUUUUGGAGAGAUUACCCGAAUUCUCAAUCAUCUCAUGGCUAUUGGCACUCACGCUCUGGAUGUCGGAGCACUGACACCUUUCUUUUGGCUCUUUGAAGAGCGAGAAAAGCUAAUGGAGUUCUAUGAAAGAGUGAGUGGUGCUCGAAUGCAUGCUGCGUACGUGCGACCAGGUGGCGUUUCGCAGGACCUUCCCAUUGGACUGAUGGAAGACAUCUGGAAGUGGGCUGAUUGUUUUGUCCAACGAAUUGAUGAGGUGGAAGAUUUGCUUUCGGAGAAUCGUAUUUGGAAAGACCGAACCGUCGACAUUGGUGUUGUCUCAGCUGAAGAUGCUCUGAACUGGGGUUUCAGUGGUGUCAUGCUCAGAGGAAGUGGCAUCAAGUGGGACCUGCGAAAAACGCAACCAUACGACUCAUAUGAAGAAUUUGAUUUUGAUGUUCCCAUUGGAACUAAGGGUGAUUGCUACGACAGAUAUUUAUGCCGAAUUCACGAAAUGCGCCAGUCAAUCAAGAUCAUCAAUCAAGCCCUUAACAGCAUGCCGAAAGGAGAGGUCAAAAUUGACGAUAACAAAAUCGUUCCUCCUAGUCGCUCUGAAAUGAAGUCCUCUAUGGAAGCUCUGAUCCACCACUUUAAACUGUUCACUGAAGGGUAUAAUGUUCCGGCUGGCACCACCUACACUGCAAUUGAAGCCCCAAAGGGAGAAUUUGGUCUGUACUUUGUCAGUGAUGGCUCUUCAAGACCUUACCGCUGCAAGAUCAAGGCGCCCGGAUUUGCUCACUUGGCGGCUCUGGAUCACAUUGGUCGAGGCCUUUUGCUCGCCGAUAUUGUUGCCAUCAUCGGUACGCUAGAUAUUGUUUUCGGCGAGGUUGAUAGAUAA
Rhagoletis zephyria (snowberry fruit fly) is the source of this 1419-nucleotide messenger RNA. The record is from RefSeq and is a predicted model, not a curated record. NCBI's taxonomy places the organism in Eukaryota, Metazoa, Arthropoda, Insecta, Diptera, Tephritidae.